CUCAAAUCUGCUGACAGCGCUGUACGGUGGUGCUCGCUCCGUGACAGGGGUACAGAAUGCAAUUGGUUUUUCGUUCCGACUAGCUCUGUUGUCAGGAUCAAUUCCUUGAACUCUUUGUCUCACGGCGGUAUAUUGUCAACGUUGUUUUUUAGCUCCCUCUUUCGUUGGCAUUCUGCGGCUUGCAUCAGUUCUGUUUCUUCGCAUGCCGUGGGGCUUAAAGGUCUCUGGGAGCUAGGAGACGAUGACGAGGUGUUGAAGACAUCUGAACGGAGAAGUAAACAAAAUAUGUGAUGGACCAGCAGAGGGCGCUGCAUUCUGGCUGUAUUGUUACAGGGGUGCGCACACCCCCCAUCCGUCGCAACAGCAAGCUAGCCACCCUGGGGCGCAUCUUCAAGCCCUGGAAAUGGAGGAAAAAGAAGGGCGAGAAGAUGAAGCAGAGUUCUACAGCUCUGGAGAGGAAGGCCAUGGCUCGUCAGAGCCAGGAUGAGCUGGUCCGGAGGGGGCUGGCAGAGAUGAUGGAGUCAGAUUCGGCGUUGGCCUGCGGGGGCUGCAUGGAGGACCCGGGCACCCCCACAAGCGACUACUCAGACGGGGAGGAGAGGGAGCAGGAGCCACUGGCGCCCCUGGUCAACCUCAGCACCAUGGAGGACCUCGGAUCAGACGAGGACAACUCCUCCACAGUGCGGGACUCCACAGAAGACAACGAGACGGCCGCGGACCACAGCCAGAACGAAGAGGAGGAGGAAGAGGACGAAGAUGCCCCAUCGGUCGACCUGUCCUGCAGUGCCCUUCUGGGCAGGGCGGAGAACCACGAGGGGGAGGAAGAGGCACUGGGCCACGGAGAUCCCAACACCCCGCCCCCUCCGGGUCUGCCGGCCAAACUGCUGACCAGGCUGGGCAGCCUGGAAGGCUCUCAGACGGAACUGGGGAAGCCGCCCCAGACCUCCCUGCAGAGGAGCUCCACCCUCCCCCGCCAGGCCCCCCGGGGCCCCGAGGGCCAGGGGACCCUCACUCUGCGGGGCCCCAUGUCCAACCCCGCGGGCUCGCCCCACCUGGGCCUGCUCCACCCGCAGCUGCCCCCUAGCUGCAUCAUCGAGGAACUGCACCGCGCUCUGGCCUCCAAGCACCGGCAGGACAGUUUCCACGGCAAGGACGUGCGCUCGUCGCCCAAGCGGCGGUCUGACUGCAGGUUCUCGCGCACCUCCAGCCAGGAGAAGGAGCCGAGCGGGGAGGCCGACUGCAAGAAGGAGGCGGACGAGAACAAGGAGAACCUGCGCCUGGACCAGUACUACAGCGACACCUCCGGCCUGCUGCACGACCAGGACAGCUGGAACGAGUCCGUCAUCUCCGGGACGUUGCCUCGUAGGAUGAGGAAGGAGCUCCUGGCUGUAAAGCUGCGAAACCGACCCAGCAAGCAGGAGCUGGAGGACCGUAACAUCUUCCCCGUGCGCAGCGACCAGGAGCGGCAGGAGAUCCGCCAGCAGAUCGAGAUGAAGCUCGCCAAGAGACUAAGCCAGCGGCCGGCUGUUGAAGAACUCGAAAGUAGGAAUAUCCUAAAGCAGAGGAACGAUCAGUCGGAGCAGGAGGAGAGAAGGGAAAUUAAGCAGAGGCUGAACAGAAAGCUCAACCAGCGGCCCACGGUCGAUGAACUGCGGGACAGGAAGAUCCUCAUCCGCUUCAGCGACUACGUCGAGGUGGCCAAAGCUCAGGAUUAUGACAGACGAGCUGACAAGCCUUGGACCCGGCUCUCUGCGGCUGACAAGGCAGCAAUACGGAAAGAGCUGAACGAGUUUAAGAGCAACGAGAUGGAGGUCCACGCCUCGAGCAAGCACCUGACAAGGUUCCACAGGCCGUAGCAAGGUUUCUUCUGUGAAGAAUUGCUGAACCUGGUUCUGUCAGCGAAGACCUUGAGAGGAUUCUUCCUGUGCCCCGGCCCAGCCUGCGGUGGGUGUCUGAUAUUUAGGCGCAGUGCACCUCGGAGGCUAUGUCUCCACAGUGGGCGCUGCCGGGGAGAGGCGUCCCACGCCGGGGAGGAGGGGAGGGGGAGCCCCCACAUCCACUCAGACGGACAUCUCCUGAGGUUUACCGAGGACGGCAGGAGAAACCCGAGAUCCCACGUGCUGUUUGUUUCCAAGAUCUUUUUUGUUUUGGGAAUUUUUAUUUUUACGGACUCUGUGAAAGGCAGCCUUUUGAUUAUCAGGUGUGGAGACGUGCAUGUGACCAGCUUACCCUUAUCCUGCACCGUUAAUGUUAGUCACACCUCCGGCGUUGUGGGCUCUCACUGAUCUCCAGCAAAAUUUGAUAUCAACCGUGUACUGUAAAUGUCUAUCUUAACAGGAAUUCAUGUCUUAACACGAGAAAAAAAAAUCCCUUUGUAAGCACUAUUUAUUGUCUGCACAAUACAAGUUUUGAAUUUUUAAAAA
Messenger RNA from Conger conger (European conger), 2423 nucleotides. It is a transcript of the gene phactr3b, whose product is annotated as phosphatase and actin regulator 3b. Bases 291 to 1856 code for a protein of 521 amino acids. The record is from RefSeq and is a predicted model, not a curated record. NCBI's taxonomy places the organism in Eukaryota, Metazoa, Chordata, Actinopteri, Anguilliformes, Congridae. Gene Ontology annotation, molecular function: actin binding. The transcript is spliced from 13 exons. Gene Ontology annotation, biological process: actin cytoskeleton organization.